AAUGUAAGAAGUUACAUCAAAAGGUAAAACAUUUAUACCAAGAGUAUACUCAAAACAAAUUUAAAGACAUGAAUAAAAUCUUAAUUAAUUUCUCAAUUCUACUCAUUUAUUUAAAUAAGUGAAAUCUGUAAAGUAUAUCAAAAUUAAAUAAAUGCCAUCUUAGACUCUAACUCCCAAAUAAAAUAUAAUACAAAAAUAUGUUAAUUUAAGAUUAAGAAAUUGUAAAUCAAUAACACCAAUAAAAUAUUCAAUUGAAAUUCCUUCAACUGCUGAUUAUUUGUCUAGGAAAACAAAAUCCACAUAUUAAGAUUUGAGAUCUACUUACUAAUUCAAGAAUAGUAGGGAUAAUUAUAAUCAAUCAUUAUAAGAAAGAUAAUAAAAUAGAAUUAUAGAAAUAAAAGAUGAAUAAGAAUAAUGA
This is a messenger RNA of Paramecium sonneborni, 418 nucleotides long. The record is from the annotation of a GenBank genome assembly. Lineage: Eukaryota; Ciliophora; Oligohymenophorea; Peniculida; Parameciidae.